UCUCCUCGAGUUGAGCACUGGUCGUCAGUUGAGCUGCUGGCGACGGCUUUCUGCAACAAGGAACUUUACGUCGGUCUAGACGUCUACGUGCCUCGGAGUCGAAGUAUGUACACGGAGACCGACUUGGCCCAGGCACUGGGCAGAAGAGUGAAUGCACAGAUUAAGACGGGACGAAUAGCUCGAAUGGUUUAUUGCCAGAAACCGCCCACGUACCCCACGACCAGAUCGACCACGGUGCCAGACUUAGACGUGAGGUGGACCGAAUUCGGCGUUCGAGCCAACCAUUUUUAUGUUCGGAACUGGGCAUUCUUUUCAGCGUAUACGACGAGUGCCGCUGACCGAGGCAGGACUCGAUUUCUCAAACUACACAUUUGCAUAGUCAUGACGACUGUAUGUGUAGGUGGGCAGUGA
Protopolystoma xenopodis is the source of this 411-nucleotide messenger RNA. NCBI's taxonomy places the organism in Eukaryota, Metazoa, Platyhelminthes, Monogenea, Polystomatidea, Polystomatidae. The record is from the annotation of a GenBank genome assembly.